UUAUGGAACAGCAGAUUUUUUGUUAAAUAUUAUCGUUUUCGAUAUUCGCUUGGCUACCUCGAUUUGGUGGAAGAGGAUCCUGUUACACAAAGCGGAACACAGCAGGAAGAAAAUAUCGAAAAUAUCCUUGAUGAUGUGCCGGAGGAGGAGGAUGAAGAAGAAGAAAGAGCAGCAGAACCAUAUUCCACAGUCGCAGAAACUGAUUUCAAAUUUUCUGAUUUCAUACAUAGAUUUGCCAACGUGAAGAUUGUGAAAGCAAUGUUGAUUUUGCUACAACAAUUUGAUAAAAACACGGAUGAAGUUAAUCAUUAUGUUAAUAAAAUGCUUCAUCGUAUAGCGUGGGAUUGCAAAAUGCCAGGAAUGAUGUUCCAAGCAUCAAUGUUCCGUGUGUUUCAAAGGAUCCUUGAAUCCAAGUAUUAUGGUCAUAAGGAACUGCAAAAGUUCGCGGUCUUCAUAAUCCGUCGUUUCAUCGAAGUCGCGCAGAAGAACCGGAAAGCGUACAUGGAGCUGCUGUUCUGGAAGACCUCUCGUGACGCAAGCGACGUCGUCGAGGGUUACAACGCGGAAACGGAUAGCAGGAAACUUUCGCACAAGCUCUGGACCGAAACCCAAGAGGACGAAUUACGCACUCUCUUUAUGGAACAUCAGACUAACAACUAUUCCCAAGACAUCGUCAGUUGGAUACUACAGAAUAUUAAUCAGGAACGUACUCGUCGUGGCGUCAUUAAAAAAUUGAAGGAAAUGUGCUUGAUUGUCAAUUCCAAGGCCGUGCGAAGCGAGGUGCAGAAGAGGCUUCCAAAGGAGUGGUCCGAAGACGAGGUGUCCCAGCUCACGGAACUCUGGCAGGAGCUGAAAGAUGACGACGAUCCAGUAGACCUGAUCUUCAACGGGCUCACAAUAAAGCGACCGAAGCCAAAGAUCAAGGAGAAGCUUUUGGAAUUGGGAUUGGCCAAGGAUCGCAAGGAGCUACGCAAAAAGCGAUCGAGAAAAAGCAACCACGGUAAAUCGUCGUGGGAAACGCAGUCUGCCAGUAAUUCCGACGAGGAUGAAGGCAGCGACGAGGAAGCUGGAAAAUCCUCGAGCAAUAAGAACACGGCUCCCAAUAAACCGAGGAACAAGGGGGCGAAGAAAAAUGCGAAGAAACAGCCGACGAUGGUUUACACGGAUGCACAAUUAUCUGGACUCUUGAGGGAUGUCAUCGAAAAAAAUAUGAGCCCAGCUCUGGAAUGGAUCAAGGAAUCCCUACAGGAUGUCCUGGACGAUCAAGACGAGGAAAGCUCCGAAGGUAUCCCCUUAGUCCCGCUGACAGAUUAUUCGUCGGCUGCGAUGGAUUCACCGAGCUUUCAGAAGCUUAUUCGAGCUAUGGGAUUCGCGCCUCCUGCUGAUGAACAAGAAUCUUAUUGGCGCAUACCGGCUAAUAUGCUUAGCUCAAUGAUUCAGAAGCGCUGCAAUCUUAUCGAGGCUGCAUUGGAAGGAAACUUCAUCGAAGAAGAAGAUGCUAUAAAGAAGUUGCAAUCUGAUAAUGAUGAAAGCAUUGGGAGCGAGGAUGAGGACGUUCUAGCGAAUAUUAGAAAAUAUUUCACUUCUAAAGCUGAGCCACAGCCAUCGACUUCUCGUGAAUCUGAUACUGAAGCUAUUAUCCAUUCCACGCCGAAGCCAUUAAAAAGCUCUACAGUUACCUCAACGUCGAUCGAACAUGUCGAUACAGAAGUGGAGGAAGCAGAAACAAGAAACCCGCAAACAGUCGAAAUUUCGAAAUCUGAAGGAAGAAAGUCCGGCAGACGUAUUAAUUUACUGGCUGAUUCAUCUGACUCUGAAUUGGAGAUAGAAAUCAAUACUAAUAAUGCUGAAGAUGAAGGAAAGAGACAUCGAUCCGAAGAGUCAGACGAGAAUGAAACUGUGAAGAAACGUCGUCUAGUGGAUAGCGACGAAGAGAAGGAGCCAUCAACGUCAAUGGAUACCGAGAUGAAACGCACUAAAACGAUUAUUAGUGACGACGAGGAAGAAGUAACACAAGAGCAACGUAAACAACAAAGGUCAUCUCGCGCAAUAAUUAGCGACGAUGAAGAUUGA
Eufriesea mexicana is the source of this 2073-nucleotide messenger RNA. RefSeq names its product circadian regulator timeout (gene timeout). Lineage: Eukaryota; Metazoa; Arthropoda; Insecta; Hymenoptera; Apidae. Gene Ontology annotation, cellular component: replication fork protection complex. Gene Ontology annotation, biological process: replication fork arrest; entrainment of circadian clock; DNA repair. Gene Ontology annotation, molecular function: DNA binding. The annotation marks the transcript as partial. The record is from RefSeq and is a predicted model, not a curated record. The transcript has 15 exons.